AUGCUUGAAACCUUUUACCGUGUGAGAAGGAUAUGGUACCUGAUCAUUUCCGUAAUUGGUGUCCCUGUCAAUUCAGUUGCGAUUGCGAUCCUGUCCCAAGGAAACUGCGGGCUCUCCACGUGCACCACUCGCUACCUGGUGGCUAUGGCAACGGCGGAUAUACUGACCAUCGUAUUUCGGGUCAUAUUGUGGCGUCUCAGUUAUUAUUAUUUCCCCGGGACUUUCCUGGACAUCACCCCUGUAUGCAGUGUGAUCUCAGCCCUGGGAGUGGCAGCCAUGGAUUGUUCUGUUUGGUUCACCGUCACUUUUACAUUUGAUCGGUUUGUCACAAUCUGCUGUCAGAAGUGGAAAGCAAAGUAUUGCACCGGGAAAACUGCGACUGUGGUUCUGACAGCAACCGGCGUUCUGUUCUUUUUUAAAAAUGUGCCCUACUUCUUCAUAUAUCAGCCUAUGAAAGUAAUUGGCAAUAUACCCUGGGACUGUAUUCGAAAGCCGGACUUGUAUGCGGAUCCCGGGUGGAUAGGAUAUAGAUGGUUUUCCACUGUUCUAACGCCAUUGCUCCCGUUCGUGUUAAUACUACUGCUCAACGCUCUGACAGUCAGACACAUUUUAGUGACUAGUCGCGUCCGUAAGGGGCUGAGGGGUCAGAGCAAGGCGGAGAGCCGCAGUGACCCGGAGAUGGAGAGCAGGAGGAGGUCUGUGAUCUUACUUCUCACCAUCUCCGGAAACUUUAUCAUACUGUGGUCGUUAAAGGUUGCUGAAUUUCUCUAUAACACCAUUGCUAGUUUGGAUCAGAAUAAUUACAACGAAUCGGAAUACAUCGCUGAACACUCCGGAUAUAUGCUAACAAUAUUAAGUUGCUGCACGAACACGUUUAUUUAUGGGGUGACUCAGUCCAAGUUCAGAGAGCGGUUCAUCAUGGCUGCGAAAUAUCCGCUGACAUCACUUAUUCAACUCGUUAAUAAUCAAAAUAUCUGA
Messenger RNA from Mobula hypostoma (lesser devil ray), 978 nucleotides. RefSeq names its product probable G-protein coupled receptor 139. Gene Ontology annotation, cellular component: plasma membrane. Lineage: Eukaryota; Metazoa; Chordata; Chondrichthyes; Myliobatiformes; Myliobatidae. The transcript is spliced from 2 exons. Gene Ontology annotation, biological process: phospholipase C-activating G protein-coupled receptor signaling pathway. Gene Ontology annotation, molecular function: G protein-coupled receptor activity. Bases 1 to 978 code for a protein of 325 amino acids. The record is from RefSeq and is a predicted model, not a curated record.